AUGGUCGAUGGACAAUUCCAUGUUCAGGCGUUCUCGAUCCAACAGCCCGGUAGCAGAUGGAUGCUCCUGCUUUUAGGUUGCAACGCCAUGAUUUCGGGAGAGUGGCAAGACUUCAAUGUCACAAAACAGGCGGAAGCUGCGAACAACACCUGCGCAUCAUGGCCGCCGAACUUCUGGAGACACUUCUAUCAUGCAGUUACAAAUCGAGACAUGCAGAACAAAAUGAGAAAAAAGCCACGUCCACUGAUGUUCUGA
Molecule: messenger RNA, 255 nt
Organism: Neurospora crassa OR74A
Lineage: Eukaryota; Fungi; Ascomycota; Sordariomycetes; Sordariales; Sordariaceae
Exons: 4
Coding region: 1-255 (84 amino acids)
Source: RefSeq, a predicted model, not a curated record